Sabethes cyaneus is the source of this 1203-nucleotide messenger RNA. RefSeq lists its product as uncharacterized. Lineage: Eukaryota; Metazoa; Arthropoda; Insecta; Diptera; Culicidae. Gene Ontology annotation, biological process: DNA integration. Bases 1 to 1203 code for a protein of 400 amino acids. The record is from RefSeq and is a predicted model, not a curated record. Gene Ontology annotation, molecular function: nucleic acid binding. The transcript has a single exon.
AUGAGAACCCGUAUCGCAGCCUGCCAGUACGCCACUGAAGACGCGAUCAAACCCAUCAUCCUACCACGUAAACACUGCAUUACUAGCUUAAUCGUAACGCACUAUCACAAUAAAUACCACCAUCAAAACCACGAAACGGUGAUAAACGAAUUGCGACAGAGAUACCAAAUUAGCUGCAUACGUUCGUGCUUAAACCAAAUUCGCAAAGACUGUCAAAGAUGCAAGAACGAAAAUGCAGCACCGAAUCCUCCAUUGAUGGCAGACUUACCACCUGGUCGACUGGCAGCAUUCUCACGUCCAUUCACACACACAGGCAUCGACUACUUUGGGCCAAUUGAAGUUGCCGUUGGCAGGAGAACCGAAAAACGUUGGGGAAUGCUAGCCACAUGCUUGACUGUUCGGGCAGUACAUAUUGAAGUAGUCUACUCAUUGACCACUAGUUCUUGUAUCAUCGCAAUUCGCAGCUUUAUAGCUCGUCGUGGACAACCUCGACAAUUUUAUAGUGAUCGGGGAACUAACUUUAUCGGAGCGCAGCGGGAGUUGAAGAGACUUGAAGACGUGAUCGAUCAUGACGAGAUCAUGAAGGAAUUUACCAGCGAGGAGACCGAAUGGGUAUUCAAUCCUCCACAAGCACCACACAUGGGAGGAAGCUGGGAACGGCUAAUUCGCACAGUGAAGAGAAACCUGAUGGCCGUCUGCAUAACAAAGAAACCGUCCGAUGAAGUGCUCCGCAAUACUCUAAUCGAGAUAGAAAACGUGGUGAACUCUCGGCCACUCACGUUCGUGCCAACAGAUAACGACUCUGCCCCGGCUCUCACCCCAAAUCAUUUCCUCCUUGGGUCGUCUAACGGCGUAAAACCGCUUGUUAUAAGCUGCGACAGCGGACUCGCUCUCAAGCAAAACUGGUGUACCUCUCAGAUUCUCGCGAAUAUAUUCUGGAAACGGUGGAUUACAGAUUAUCUACCGGAAAUUACUCGUCGGUCGAAAUGGUUUCAUCCUGUGAACCCAAUCGUUGUUGGAGACGUCGUGAUCAUCGUGGACCACAAGCUACCGCGCAACUGCUGGCCGAAAGGGCGGGUCAUCUGCGCUACCAUUAGCCGGGAUAACCAAGUCCGUGUUGCAACCGUACGGACGAAUGUUGGGGUCUAUCAACGGCCAGUCACACAACUGGCGAUUAUGGAUGUUCAGCGCGUUGAACUGUAA